GAUAUAUCCGCCGUCCUCGCGGUGCUUCUGUGACAAGUUGGACGUUGCCAGUGACGUUGGUUGGAGCCGUGCGUGGCUGAGUGACACCGUGGUUUCUUUCCUUCUUCGUCAAUCGCUCACAGUUCGCGCGCGCGCGUGGCGACGAUGAAGAAACUUUACGUUGUAAUUGCGGCUUUGCUCAUGCUGGCGGGGCUCGUUUCCGCCAGCGAAAACGAGGAGAAUGUUGGGACCGUCGACGACGACCUCGGUGCGAGUCGCGAGGCAUCCAGAACAGAUCACGAAGCAGUUCAAAGAGAAGAAGAAGCGAUAAAAAUAGAUGGUUUAAAUACUGCUCAGAUAAAGGAACUGAGGGAGAAAGCUGAGAAAUUUGCAUUUCAGACUGAGGUCAAUCGUAUGAUGAAGCUUAUCAUUAAUUCUCUGUACCGUAAUAAAGAAAUCUAUCUCAGAGAAUUGAUCUCUAAUGCAUCCGAUGCUUUGGAUAAGAUCAGGCUGUUGUCUCUCACUGACAGGAGCGUAUUAGAUACCAACAGUGAACUAGCUAUUAGAUUAAAAGCUGACAAAGACAACAAGGUGUUACACAUAAUGGAUUCUGGUAUUGGUAUGACUAAACAAGACUUAGUAAGCAAUCUUGGAACCAUUGCAAAAUCUGGCACAGCUGAGUUCUUAGGGAAGAUGCAGGAGGCCACUAAUGUUCAAGAUAUGAAUGACAUGAUUGGGCAGUUUGGUGUAGGUUUCUAUUCUGCUUACUUAGUCUCAAAUGUUGUGAUUGUUACCACUAAACACAAUGACGACAAACAAUACAUUUGGGAGUCUGACAGUAGCAAUUACAGCAUUGUUGAAGAUCCACGGGGAGAUACUUUGAAGAGAGGAACAACUGUCAGCUUGCAUCUGAAGGAUGAAGCACUAGACUUUUUGGAGCCAGACACGAUAAAGACCUUGGUGAAGAAGUACUCACAGUUUAUCAACUUCCCCAUAUACUUGUGGAACAGCAAGGUCAUUCAAGUCGACGCAGACGAAGAGGAGAGUGAUAAACCCACGAAAGAAGAUGCGGAAAAAGAUGCCUCUGAGGACAAGAUAGAGGAUGAAGAUGAUACAAAGGUGGAGGAAGAUGCAGACGAGAAGAAAUCCAAGAAAAUAGAAAAAACCGUGUGGGAUUGGGAAUUGUUGAACGAUUCCAAGCCGAUCUGGACGAUGAAACCGAGUGAAGUCGAAGAUAAGGAGUAUAAUGAAUUUUACAGAACACUCACCAAGGACAACCAGGAGCCCUUAGCAAAGAUACACUUUGUCGCUGAGGGUGAAGUUACAUUCAAGUCUGUCUUGUUCAUCCCCAAGGUUCAACCGGGCGACAGUUUCAAUCGUUAUGGCACCAAGUCGGAUAACAUCAAGUUGUACGUGCGAAGAGUCUUCAUUACCGAUAAGUUCAACGAUAUGAUGCCGAAUUACCUGUCGUUUAUCCGUGGUAUCGUGGAUAGCGACGAUCUGCCGCUCAAUGUUUCCCGUGAGAAUCUUCAGCAACAUAAGCUGAUCAAGGUAAUCAAGAAAAAGCUGGUCAGGAAAGUAUUGGACAUGAUCAAGAAGAUCCCCAAAGAGGACUAUGAAAAGUUCUGGAAGGAAUACAGCACAAACAUCAAGCUGGGCUUGGUCGAUGACGUGCAAAAUCGUGCGAGACUGUCCAAGCUCUUGCAAUUCCAGUCGUCCACCCAGAAGGAAAUGACCUUCUUGGCUGACUACGUCGCCCGUAUGAAACCCAACCAGCAGCACAUCUUCUACAUCGCCGGGUCGUCGGAAGACGAGGUGAAGAAGUCACCGUUCGUCGAGCGUCUCGAGAAAAAGGGCUACGAGGUGCUGCAAUUGUCCGAGGCUGCGGACGAGUACGCUAUCUCGUCACUGUCCGAGUUUGAAGGCAAGAAAUUCCAGAAUGUCGCGAAGGAAGGAUUCACGCUCAACGAGGGCGAGAAAGCCAAGGAGCGAAUGGAGCAAUUGAAGACGACGUUUGAACCGUUGAUUAAGUGGCUAAACGACAUCUUGAAGGAACACAUCAGCAAGGCGCAGGUGUCCGAGCGUUUGACCGACUCGCCUUGCGCUUUGGUCGCCAGCAUGUUCGGCUGGACCGGCAAUAUGGAGAGACUAGCGAUCUCGAACGCGCAUCAAAAGUCGGACGAUCCACAGAAAUCCUACUACCUGAACCAGAAGAAGAUGCUGGAGAUCAACCCACGUCAUCCGCUCAUCAGGGAGCUGUUGCGUCGUGUUGAGGUCGACUUGGCCGAUCAGACGGCGAAGGACAUCGCUCUGAUGAUGUAUCGCACUUCUGUGCUACGGUCCGGCUACAUGCUCAAAGAGACCGCCGGUUUUGCGACCAGCGUGGAGCAGAUGAUGAGGAAGACCUUAGGCAUCUCUGUGGAUGAGGUGCCCGAAGAAGAGGAGAUGCAGGACGAGGAGAUGCCUAGCAACGAUACGGAGGAGAAGGUCUCGGACAUCGACGCCGAGGAUGAGAAAGACGAGGAGCACGAUGAAUUGUAAUAGCGGAUGAGAAUACGAGGCGAGGAUAUUCCAGAGAGAGAAAGAGAAAGACAGACAUAAUUUAAAAAGUCGUAACUAUACAGUGUAUAGUUACAUUUAAAGUUCUUCUAAUCGGUCGUGAGCCCGUGGACAUUUUUACGUGCAAAUUGCGCUGAAAGUUUGUUUAGACUUCUUUCCAUUUGAGAUCUAGUUUCAGUUAACGUUGCUGUUGUCCAGAAACUCGUUGGAGAGACAUUCAUAUAUGCCGAAUAUUCUUUUCCUACGUAAAAUUAAGUUAUUGUGCACAUUGUCGAGUCAUCUUUUUCAUCGAUGUUUUGAAAGAAGUGUCUGAAAACGUGUGCGUAUGUGUAAUAACUUUCGUUGGUUCUUCCACGUUUUUUUAUGACGUAAGAGAGCACUGACUGAGCGUUACUGAUGUAACAAGAAUGUUUGAGACAUUUGUGAGUGCAUUUGUACAAGAGAUAUUAAAUGAGUUAUAUUAAAGUAAUAUAUAAUGUACAUCUAUUAUAUUUGAAGGAGACAGAGAGAGAGAGAGAGAGAGAGAGAGUCGAGUGUAUAAUCCAUUCUCGCGUCCUAAAGUAAAAUCUCAUAUGGUUUACUUCUCAGAUUGAUUUACAAAUAAAAAAUAUAUAUAUUCUAUUUGUGUGUUCCCGCGAGGGCUCUCUAAUUUACCGUUGACGUCUGCAUGCAAAACCGAUGGAAGCUGAUAGUCGCUUCCACAUCUCGAACAAAACAAGACAACUUCCCUCGCGGAUUUGUCUAAUUUAUAUUCUAUCUAGAGCAAAAGAGGUGUAGACGGGAACAAGGAGCGGGGACAAGGGUUAAGUACAAAAAUAGAACCUAGUCUAGAGCAAUGAAGUACGCAAUAAUAAUUAUUAUUAAUAAUAAUUAUUCUCUCAAUGAAACAUUUUCUCUAACUCGUACACAUACGAUAAAUAUAUCGCAUCAUUUUCGAAGAGAGGAAACCACUUUCUUUUUCCUUUUAAAUAAUACAUGAUCUGCUACGAGGGGCAUGAGCGCCGAAUGUUCGAGCGGGUGAAAAUCGAGCUGGAAAUACAUACGUAUCUCGGUGGUUUGCAAGGCGAACGAAAAUUAAUAAAAUAACGAAAAUUAACGCGAGAAUUUGGCUACGGAACGAUCCGUCGAGAUGACAACGUUCACUAUGGAAGUCCGCGUAUGUAAUACAUUUGGGUUUUUUCAGCGAGAAGAACAAACUAGAUAUAGAAAUCGUAUAUAGUUACAUUAUUUAUAGAGUAUAUAUUUACAUCUCUCUCUCUCUCUCU
This is a messenger RNA of Harpegnathos saltator (Jerdon's jumping ant), 3803 nucleotides long. RefSeq names its product heat shock protein 90 Gp93 (gene Gp93). The coding region runs from base 145 to 2520 and encodes 791 amino acids. The transcript has 4 exons. Lineage: Eukaryota; Metazoa; Arthropoda; Insecta; Hymenoptera; Formicidae. The record is from RefSeq and is a predicted model, not a curated record. Gene Ontology annotation, biological process: protein folding. Gene Ontology annotation, molecular function: ATP binding; ATP hydrolysis activity; ATP-dependent protein folding chaperone.